Messenger RNA from Phycodurus eques (leafy seadragon), 2452 nucleotides. It is a transcript of the gene abhd5a, whose product is annotated as abhydrolase domain containing 5a. The record is from RefSeq and is a predicted model, not a curated record. NCBI's taxonomy places the organism in Eukaryota, Metazoa, Chordata, Actinopteri, Syngnathiformes, Syngnathidae. The transcript is spliced from 7 exons. The coding region runs from base 42 to 1112 and encodes 356 amino acids. Gene Ontology annotation, biological process: negative regulation of triglyceride storage; positive regulation of triglyceride catabolic process. Gene Ontology annotation, cellular component: lipid droplet.
UCUUUUCCUACUCGGUCGCAGGACCGCCGUUCAACUUCAACAUGCGAAGAAUGGCCGAGUGGGUUCCACCUGCCAAGGAGCAGAGCUCCUGGUUAUUAAGUUGGCUUCCAUCAUGGUGCCCCACUUCCCUCUCUCAGCUUAAAGAUGCAGAGGAGAAAAUGCUGAAAAGUGUAAAGCAGGCUUUCUCCAGACAACACAUCCGCAUCUCCGAUGGAAACUACCUGUGGACCAUUGCGUUCCAGGCCUCGUCUGCCCCCCAGUCCAGGUCCCCUCUGGUUUUGCUCCACGGCUUCGGCGGCGGCGUCGCCUUGUGGACCCAAAAUCUGGACUCUCUCUCCAGCAGCGGUCCAGUCUACGCUCUGGACUUGCUGGGCUUCGGCCGAAGCAGCCGCCCGCUGUUCAGCGGCGAGCCCGAGGGGGCCGAGGAGCAGUUUGUGGAAGCCCUGGAGGAGUGGAGGGAGAAGGUGGGCCUGGAGGAAAUGCUGCUCCUGGGACACAACCUGGGAGGAUAUUUGUCCGCCGCCUACACCCUCAGAUACCCUCACAGGGUGAAACAUUUGCUGCUGGUGGAGCCGUGGGGGUUCCCCGCCCGUCCUGAGAACCCUCACCAUAACUCCAUCCCAGUGUGGAUCAGAGCCAUGGGGGCCGUCAUGAGCCCCUUCAACCCACUGGCUGGCCUCCGACUGGCCGGGCCACUAGGUCCGACGCUGGUCCAAACCAUCAGGUCCGACUUCAAGCAGAAAUACUUGUCCGUGUUUGACGACAACACUGUGUCCAACUACAUCUACCAUCUGAACGCCCAGACUCCGAGCGGCGAAACGGCUUUCAAGAACAUGACCAUCCCGUACGGCUGGGCGAAGCGGCCCAUGCUGGAGCGGAUCGGCCAGGUGCAGGCGGGCAUUCCUAUUUCUUUUAUCUACGGUUCACGCUCCAGCAUUGACAGCGCCUCGGGAUACGCCUUCAAGAAAACCAGGCCGGAGGUGGGAAUCACGGUGAUUCGAGGAGCGGGCCAUUACGUUUUCGCCGACCAGCCGGAAGACUUCAACCAAACGGUCCUCCGCAUCCUCGCCAGGACGGAGAAAAAAAGCACAGACUUUAACUCAAAGCCUUGACGACUUCUUACUUUGUUUUUUUGUUUUUUUUUUAGCUAAUACAGACUUUGAACAAAACCCCACUACUCAAAAUGGACGGUCGAAACCAUUUAAGCUUCUCUCGCGUGCACUUUACUGACCGAAGGCUCGUCGGCCGGUCGGGACAAACUCUCCCUAGGCCUCUGAGGAUUGCGUUACAGAGCUCGUGUGAAUGAUGUGAUCACGUGCUUUUGGGGGAAGCUGUUGGGCAACUUUUAUCUGGAUCUGGAAGGACAAUUCUCCAAAGUUGAACGUCUUGUUUGGAGCACGGAUCUAUACGGAAUGUUCUCGCAGAUACGAGGGAAAAAGUAAAUAGGACAAAGGGCAAGUGCUGCUGCUGUGUGCGCGUGUGUGUGUGUGUGUGUGUGUGUGUGUUGCAAAUCGCCCAGCCAGCAGGUGUCAGCACAGCACACACACCCUCUCCUCUGGUCUGAUGCCGCCAACAAAAUCCAACAAAAUUCAGCAUCCAUGGUGUUACAGGACAGUGAUCCGAAAGAGUCCCAACACACACACACACACACACACACAUCACAGGGUCAUGCUUGACUAAAAAUAGACUUACCCGUUUCAAGGGGCUGCAUCACAAGUCAAACAUACUGCUCCCUUUUUUUUUAGGAGGUUGGAAUUCUGAAAAAUAAAAAUGACAAGGAAGUUGUUGCCUACAUUCAUGAAAUGUGCAGUGUACGAGGUGUGUCGGAAAGGUUCCUGGACUGAGGUGACAAAAGAUGCAGUGGAUAUAAAAAAAAGUCUACACACCCCUGUACAAAUGCCAGCUUUUUGUGGGACCAAGAGAAAUCAUGUCCAAACUUAUUCCACCAUUGUGACCUAUAACCUGUAUAACUCAAAUGAAAAAAAUAUUUCCGAGAAGGGUAUUGGCAAUAAACAACUGAGAUCAUGUGAUUGCACAAGUUACCGCACCCUCUCAUAACUGGGAUGCGUGUGUUCAGAAUGAACCAAUCACAAUACUCAAACUCAUGUUUAAUGGGAGUGCCCUUGAUUAACCCCAAAUAAAGUUCGGAUGUUUUAGUAGGAUUUUCCUGGCUUUUUUUCUCUUUCUUUCUCGCUUAAGCCUGAAUGUUUGGCGAUAACACUGACUGCUGCUUUGAACUGGUCAUAAUUCCUACCACCUUGAAAAAACACCUCCAAAGCGUGAUUUGGCCACCAUGCUGGUUGAUCAUCUCACCCACACUGAAGGAAAAAAACUCUUUGUGUUUGGGUUUGAAAUAUAUAUUUUGUGACUUUUUUGUCAUGUCCAUUCUUCCAGUCUUCCAUUGGAACACAAUGAGGAAAUACUACCUGGUUAGCCAAGUGGAAGUUCAUGU